This is a messenger RNA of Morus notabilis, 1420 nucleotides long. RefSeq names its product UMP-CMP kinase. Gene Ontology annotation, biological process: 'de novo' pyrimidine nucleobase biosynthetic process; UDP biosynthetic process; CDP biosynthetic process. NCBI's taxonomy places the organism in Eukaryota, Viridiplantae, Streptophyta, Magnoliopsida, Rosales, Moraceae. The transcript has 10 exons. The coding region runs from base 23 to 841 and encodes 272 amino acids. The record is from RefSeq and is a predicted model, not a curated record. Gene Ontology annotation, molecular function: ATP binding; UMP kinase activity. Gene Ontology annotation, cellular component: nucleus; cytoplasm.
GAACUGGUAAACGUGGACAAACAUGAAACAUGGCGGUGAGUGUAAACUAUACCAGUUUUGGUUUAGCGCGCUACCUGCUCGACGAUUUGCCUCACAGAAAAUCCCAAAAACCAAAAACGCCACCUUCAAGAGAAAAAUGUGGAUGCGCGUGGCUUCACUCUCUCCCCUGAGGCUGACUUCGUCCUCGAAAUCUUCUCUUCUGACCCGGCAAGCUUGUACGUUCAGACUGUGGAAAACGUUUACCACAGAGACAGCCUCACAGACAGAACCAUUCAUUACUUUUGUCCUAGGUGGUCCUGGCAGCGGGAAAGGUACGCAAUGUGCGAAGAUCGUUGAGACCUUUGGAUUCAAACAUUUGAGUGCCGGAGAUCUGCUCAGAAGGGAAAUAGCUUCCAAGAGUGAAUACGGAUCCAUGAUUCUAAAUACUAUCAGAGAAGGAAAAAUUGUUCCCUCACAAGUCACAGUCAAAUUGAUUCAGAAAGAGAUGGAAUCAAGUGACAAUAAAAAAUUCCUUAUUGAUGGUUUCCCUCGAAGUGAGGAGAACCGCAUGGCAUUUGAAAAAAUUGUUGGGACAGAACCAAACGUGGUGCUUUUCUUUGAAUGUCCUGAAGCAGAGAUGGUGAAGCGGGUGCUAGAUCGCAAUGAGGGAAGGGUUGAUGACAACAUUGAUACUAUAAAAAAGCGCCUAAAAGUGUUUGAAGAAUUAAAUCUCCCUGUUAUCAAUUACUAUUCAGAGAAAGGAAAAGUUUUUAAGAUUAAUGCAGUAGGAACCGUAGAUGAAAUAUUUGAACAAGUUCUGCCAAUUUUUGCGGCAUGCGAGGCGAUAAAGCAAGUUGCAUAAGUUAAGAAAAAAACAUGGAAGUGUUUUCUUAAUUAUGAAGCUGCUUUCAUAUGGAGAAGUAAAUAAGGGGCUUAAAUCAUCAAGUUACAAGCUCCUAAAGGAGUGGAAAAAAUUACUCCUUGGAGUAUGGCCACACCCUGGAAAGCAUAGAUUUUUGUUUAAGCAGGGUAAUCCUUUUUGCAUUUUCUACUUGACGGUACAUUAUCAGGAAGCAUAUUGUAUCGCUUAAUCUUGAAAAAGAAAGAAAGAAAGAAAGAAAGAAAGAAUUAUGCAGCAUUUUCACUUCUAAUGCACCACAAAAGAAAAGGUCAUAUUCCAUGUGGGUUCCGAGGAGAGAUUCUUUUUUAUGGAUGACAAGACAAUUUAAGUGCAACUCAAUGCAGUUGAAUCAUUCGGUAAGCACAUCACAAACAAACUCUCAAGUGGUUUGGUAGUUAAAGACAUCUCAUGCUCUCAAGUUCUGUAGGAAGCAUUUGAACUAUCGUUAGGCUAACGGCUCAAUAUUCAUUGUCCACGAAUAUUUUUCAUGUGACUUGUUUCUUUGACAAUUCCUAUAAAAGAAAUAACUACGACUGGUCG